Mycena citricolor is the source of this 7001-nucleotide messenger RNA. The record is from the annotation of a GenBank genome assembly. NCBI's taxonomy places the organism in Eukaryota, Fungi, Basidiomycota, Agaricomycetes, Agaricales, Mycenaceae.
UCGGCCCAUCAGCAGGUCACAUGACACACAAGAUUGCAGCUAUUUGUCCACUACCGCGUUCAUCGAUCGCCUCAGUGUCUGCUGUUAUACAUGACUUCUAUGCGCUGCACUCGCAAAGGAUGUGGCAAGGAAUACACAUCCGAUAGUUCGGAAAAGUGCACAUUUCAUCCUGGGGCUCCCGUCUUUCACGAAGGGCUCAAAUCGUGGUCUUGCUGUUCGGAUGUGUAUAAACCCGUGCUCGAAUUUGAAGAGUUCACCAAAAUCCCGGGAUGCACACAGACCGACAAGCACACGAGCGAGGCGACCAAGCCCCCACCAGAAACUUCUAAAUCUUCUGCGCCAAAGAACGUCACCGUCACCGUCGACGAUCAAGGAAACGAGACCUACACGACCGGAAAGGCCGCCGCUCCUUCUGCUCAACCCACAGCACCAGCUGCUGUAGCUUCCGCUGUCAUGCGGCCAGCUGUCGUAGAGGAAGAGGAAGAUAUGAAUGCUGUCGUCGACGUGGGAACCUCCUGCAAGCAUAAGGGUUGCUCGGUUGUCUUUGCGAGCGACGAUGUGCAUCGUUUAGGCGAUGGACAAGGAACGAUCUGUGUAUACCACCCAUCUCCGCCUAUCUUCCGGGAAGGCAGCAAGGGCUAUCUUUGCUGCAAGCGUCGUGUUCUUGAAUUCGACGAGUUUCUGAAGAUCGAAGGAUGUAAGAAGGGUCGCCAUCUCUUCGUUCCGAAAUCAUCCAUCGGCAAUGUGGUCGAGCAGAUGACGACAUGUCGUAUCGACCACUAUCAGACUGUGGACAAGGUGCAUGUCUCAAUCUUUGCAAAGAAGGCAGACAAGGAGAGAAGCCAAAUCAAGUUCGAAGAAAAUCAUAUCUCCCUAGACAUCUAUUUGCCUGAUUCAAAACGAUUCUCUAAGACGGUUGAUUUAUUUGGGCCCAUCGAUCCCGACGCAUCGUCCUUCACUUUCUUUGGGACCAAGGUUGAGCUGGUUUUGCAGAAAUCGGACUCGAGAAGCUGGACCAUUUUAGAAAAGACUGACCAGAAUUUGGGGAACAUUAGUUUGACCUUCGGGGUCGGAGGUCGCACGGGAACCGUUGGUUCAAAGACUGUUAUAUUAGACGAGAGCAACAAAGCCAAGGCUCCUUGAGCCUGAUUGUAAUGAUGAAAAACGUUGCGGGGACAGCUUGUUUACUAUUGUUGUCAAGUGCAUCUCUCAUUUCCGGCUGGCGAAGAUAAUUUAGACCGACUCCGUCUGCAUGCUCUCGGUAGUGCCCAAUGUCAGGCGCACAUGCACGACCCAGCGCUCAGUUCGCUCUGUAGCGACUGCGGUCAAAACUAAACCCGUGGACGAUGCGUCGGGAGAGCGAGACAGGGCAGACCGCACGUCUGCUCUCUCUCGCGGCAAGUGGGCACCUCAAACAAAGUUCUCACUUCCUCCCCCACCGGACGGACAUCGACCUUCUUCAGCCUCACCCUCUGCCGGGCAGCCCCGACUUGCUUCCGCCAGCAAAUGGUCGCGUCCGGGAACGAGCCAAAAGACGAGCGAAGGACAAGGUUUACCUGGCCAGCCUCCCCGCGCAUCUGCACCCUCUCAUUUCGAACGCUUUCCGUCAUCUCCGUCUACAUCGCCUGCUGGCCAGCCGCAACUUUCUUCCACGAGCAGAUGGAAGCUACCAGCUGCCAGUCAGGGAGCGAGAGGAGGACCAAGCUCAUCAUUAACACCCCCACACUGCGCGCGCAGUCUCCGUUGCCCUCUUCGAGCAAAUGGGCUGCUCCAGGAGCCAGGACGCAGAAUGUCACCGAGCCUUCCGAUUCCAAUUCGAUGCGCUAUGAAGCACGAGCACGGGACCCUACCACUGGACAGGGUGCUAGCCCGCGCAGCCGGUGGCCGUCGCUUGCUGCCAAGCCGCUUGGGACGGGGCCGGUGGAUAAUCUUCUGGGAACGCUUCACUCGCAACAGGAGCGAGUGCCCAAACGACUCGAGCCUACACCGAGGAGAGCUGCUUCUCCUGCAUCCCGGCAUUCGCCGCCUCACUCCGCCCCUUCACCAACUUCAUUCGAGCGUGCGCCGGCUCCACACCUCAAUCCAUCUCCACGCUGGGGUCAACCGCCGCACUUCAACAAGCCGCCUUCUCGGGAUGCACAGCCCGAAGCGAGGCCCUCUGCUUCCCCUUCUUUCGCCCCCCGCUAUCAGGAAGCCACGCAGUACGAUCAACAAGAUUCGCGGCCUGCGCCUGCGAAAUCCGCGCUUUCGAAGUCCCGGCCUGCUCAUUUCUCCAGAGACCAGGUCGCGACUCGUGGUAAACCUGUCAAGGACCGCCAUGCCGCUAGUCAGAUUGAAGAGCCUUCGAAGCCGGCUAUUGCAAAGGUCAAGAAAGUGUGGAAGCCGGUCGAAAAGCGCAUCACUGAAGAUGUUUAUAUUCCGAGUACCGUGACUGUCGAGAAUCUGGCACGGCUUUUGGGCGUACGAUUGGAGGAUCUUCAGGACAAGAUGUACAUGGCUGGGAUGGAAAGCCAGGCCUCUUUCGACUACGUGUUGACGUCCGACUAUGCUGUGUUGCUCGCCGAGGAAAUGGGCCGGAGACCUAUUGUGAACGACGAGGCUGCUUUCGAUCUUUUCCCUCCGUCUCCUCAUCCGAAUCCGGAAACUCUGCCGACUAGACCUCCUGUUGUGACCAUCAUGGGCCACGUCGAUCACGGGAAAACCACUCUUUUGGAUACUCUCCGAUCCUCGUCCGUGGCAAAAGGUGAGGUUGGGGGGAUCACACAGCACAUCGGUGCCUUUUCGGUGCCCCUCCCCUCCCCAGAUCCGACGGGACCUCAGUCGAUCACUUUUCUUGACACUCCCGGGCACGCUGCCUUCUCGGCCAUGCGUGCGAGGGGAGCUCAAGUGACGGAUAUAAUCGUGCUGGUCGUCGCAGCUGACGAUGGGAUCAUGCCCCAAACGAGGGAGGUCAUCGAGUUAAUCAAGAAGGACCGCGACCACAUCGGGGUCGUGGUGGCCAUUAACAAGAUCGACAAGCACGGCAGCAAUCCCGAAGCUGUUCAGAAAGCCCUUUUGGUAGAGGGAAUCCAAUUGGAGGAUUAUGGUGGCGACACCCCUGCGGUCCAGGUCUCUGGACUGACGGGUAAAGGAUUACCAGACCUCCUGGAUACUUUGUCCCUCAUUUCCGAGAUCCAGGAUCUGCGGGCCGAAUCCGAUGGGCCUGCCUUUGGUUACGUGCUUGAAUCCAAAGUCGUCAAAGGUUUAGGGCCUAUUGCUACUGUGCUUGUCCUCCGAGGAACACUGAAGGCCGGUGCCCACAUCCUGAGCGGACUGCAUCAUGGCAAAGUGCGGAUGAUGCAUGACUCGAAUGGGAAACUUGUCAAAAAUGCUUCUCCGGGCAUGGCAAUCACCGUGUCCGGCUGGAAGUCGCUGCCCAAUGCCGGUGACGAGGUGCUCCAAGGUGCUGAAGGCGAUGUCAAGAAGGCGAUCGCGAAUCGGCAGCGCAAAGCGGACAUGCAGGCGUCGUUGGCUGACGUCCAGGCCAUCAAUGCUAGCCGCAAACUCGAGCGAGACAGACGUCAAGUGGAAGCAGCUGCAGCUGCGACCGCGGCUGCUUCACCGAACAUGGCUAAGGUGACCCAAGAACGGGAGGAGGGGGAAACAGGUCCGAAGGAGCUGCGUCUUGUGAUCAAAGCGGACGUCAGCGGGUCUGCUGAAGCUGUCGAGGGUGCGCUGCAGGGCAUCGGCAACCAUCUCGCCAUGACUAAAGUCAUCUCUUCUGGGGUCGGGCCCAUCAUGGAAUCGGACAUCAUGAUGGCCAAAGCGAUUGGAGGGACGGUAGUGGGUUUCUCUGUGCCCUCCUCUCGUGCUAUCGAGACAUUGGCUGGCCAGCACAACGUGCCUAUCAUCUCCAGCGACAUUAUCUACCGUCUUAUGGAAAGAGUUAAGGACAGCGUCAUCGCUCUGCUCCCGGUCACGUACGAAUCCAAGGUCCUCGGCGAAGCCAAAGUGCUGCAGCUCUUCGAGAUCACGGUCAAGGGCAAGAAACUGAAGACGGUGGCGGGGUCCCGAGUGCUCAACGGCGUGCUGGAUAAAACGAAGCAAGCCCGGGUGGUGCGCGAUGGGAAGGUCAUUCAUGAGGGCACAUUCGAAACGAUGCGGCAUUUCAAGAAGGAUGUGGCCGAGCUGCGCAAGGGGACUGAGUGCGGUCUGAAUCUGACAGAGUUCAACGACCUGCAAGUCGACGACGUAAUACAGGGCUACGAGAUCAUAGAGAAGCCUGGAGUACUAUAAAAGCUCUAAAUGUUAAAAACACUAGAUACAUACAUGGAUGUGCUACGGUAAUGCGAUCUGCGAAGACGCCACCGAGGAGCCAGUGUACAUGUAGGUCUGUGUCUGCGCACCGACUUGGUCGUAGGGAACGUAUCCGUUGGGGUAUCGCAUUGGCGUGAAAUAAGUGCCUGAUCCAGGAGGGCCGUCGAUGUCCGGCGUGUAUCGGGGAACUGGGACCCGCUGCGGACUGCCGAUGGUGCUGGCCUGUCUCCGGCUGCUCGUGCUGCGCGGAGAAAACGGAACAGGAGUGAAGUUGUUCGGAUAGGGGGACGAGGUGUAUUCUCCCUGGUAUCCUACCUGGGGUGACGGGAAUCCGGAUUUUGGCGACUGGUAUCCUCCCAUAGGGGACAGAUAACCUUCUUUGUUCGAGCCAGCCACGGACAUAGCCAUAUUGGGCGCUGGUGUCAUUCCAAAGUCCGCAACAGGAUUGGUAUUAUUGUACCACGAGGCCCGGGACCCACCCGAUCGCGGCCGUGGCGACGUUCUGGGCAGCGGACUGCCAUAUUCACUGGGCGGAAACCGAUCUCUCGCGUUCCGCGGAAUGAAAUCGACCGUUACGCGGUCAGGUGCCACCCACGGCAGAUCAUUCACCGCCUGCAGGAAUCGCUGAAAUCGCUGCCAGAGCGACUCCGGACCUUCGGGAAGCGCAUCCGAGUUCGGUUUCCCGUACCCUCCUUCCUGAGGAGGUCCCGGCCCCAUCUGCGGGGUCCCGUAUGCAUAGUCUGCAUAUUGGUGGGGCAUUUGCAUGUCGUGAUUCAUGAUAGUCGUCCCGUCAUACUGCUCUUGCGUCGUGUGCACCGUCUCCGAGACAGACGAAUCCGACUCCUGCCUCGUGUGCGGUGGGAUGUCCUGGUCAACAUAGCGUUCCCCAGAGACGCGAUCAAGUUGGGAUGUUGGAGAUGCGUAUCGCUGGCUGGGGACAGGCGUCGAGUACACCCCAUGCCGAUACACCUGAGAGUGCGUCGGCGUCGGCUCCUGCUCCUCAGGUAUCGUCUCGAUAUCGUAGUAGUGCCCUUCCAUAUCCGCCCUCGGUACAGCCGCAUAGUCUCCUUCUGGCCCGUCCUCAUACACGACGGCAGGGUCGGGAUACGCGAUCCCCGAGUCCCGCACAGGCUGGGACACACCCGCCUUCUGCUGUGCCCAGUUCUUGAGGUUCCCAACGAAGCCGCCGACGAAUCUUCGGCGAGCGGGGGCGAUCUCUGGCUGUUCAGUUUCGCCGCCUGCGUCGAAAGCCCCGAUGCGCGGGUCGAGAUUGAUGGCCGUGGAGGGAUCGUGGAGGUUGGGAGGAAUUGUCGCAGGUUCAGAGGGUCCUUCGUAAUCAGGCUGGUCGAUGUGGGCACCGCCGGAGAAAGGACGGAUUCGUUGGCGUCGUGGGGAGGAACGGGACCGGGAGGAAGACGAUCUGUGGACCGAGGAACGCGGUGCCCGAGGCGAUGAGAUUUGCAUCUUGUGGAUGUGCCAGAAAGCAAGACGCAGGGAGUCUGCUGCAGGGCCCCGUUCAACCCACCACUCGCGUCAUGCAUCAUGCGUGUGCAUCAUCCCCAAGGCACAGCACCGCCACAGUAUCCGUUCGCUUGCUUUAGCCUUCACUCGGUCCCCUGCGUUCUGUCACAGCCCAGCCUCGAGGCUAUUCAAGGCCUGCUCAGUUGGCGAGCAGGCCUUUUCAUUCCCACACCAUGUCGGCGACCGAGGACUCCGACUCCAGAGCUUCAUCGCCCAGUCUGCUCGCACCCACGCUCUCGACGUCGACCAAUUUCGUGCACGAGGCUAUCCUGGCGCCAUCCUCAGAGGGCUCCGAAUGCGAAGGGACCCCCAUCCUACCGUGGCGCACCGGAGCAGACACUCUACCUCAGGACACCCCGCCAGUGUAUCUGGGCGCGACAGACAGCGACAGCGAUCCUCCAGCAGGCACCACCGUUCUGGGCGUGCGGCGGUAUACCAAGAAACGCGUGAGAGUGCGCAGGAAACGGUACACGGUCAUAGAGGAAGAUGGAAUCAGUCGCGACUUUUUCCUGAUCUUGGUCCUCUGUUUCGUGUUCGCCUGUUUGCUGGUCCUCUCCGCGCGCCCCUUCGCCCUUGAAAUGGUCUGGUACAUGGAAGACCCAUAGCGACAUGCUCAGGCAGCAUUGUAUUUCGGCAACCAGGAACUAAAUGAAGCGCUAUCUACUCCUCGUAUAUCCGCACGCCUCCCCCUCCCCAUUUCAACAUGACUGCACUCCCCUUGCUUGUGGGCUGUGUGAAUGCUAUUUGGCCCUGGCGCGGAUCCAACGGGCAUCCAUACACGAACGUCUCUGCUGCGGCAUCUAGCAGCUUGCUUGCCACUCCUUGUCGUCGGUGUGCCGAGGAAACGAAGAGCCGCGGAAUCCCGAGAGGCGUUGGGAGGGCCUCGCGAUAGCACGAUACGGCCUCGCCCAUUGGUAUCAGAUCAGAGUCGGAUGCCGUGGGCGGCGCGAUUGCCAUGGCGGUAGAGAUUUGUUGUGCGAUGACGCAACCAACAAUCGUCUCGCGUGUCCCCGUUACACUCGGAACAAGCAGCAGAUACGCCUUGGAUGCCUGUAGAAUCGCCGGGGUCAAAUCAGGCGCGGAUAGCGCGAGGUUGAUAGUUUUCAGCAGCGUUGCCAACUGGACAUUUAUAAAUCACCCGGACACUCUUAGAAUGUAUCAUAGUAGACGGACCUUGGAACCAA